Molecule: messenger RNA, 1398 nt
Organism: Camelina sativa (false flax)
Lineage: Eukaryota; Viridiplantae; Streptophyta; Magnoliopsida; Brassicales; Brassicaceae
Source: RefSeq, a predicted model, not a curated record
CAACGUGAGGAGCUGUAGAGGGAAAUCUACCAAUAAUCAGAUCGUCCCACAGAGGGAUAGAGGCAUCAAGAAUCGCAUCAGGAACUUGGACAACAUGGUCCCCAUCAACAACAGAAACACUGAAAUCAUGCUGGUGCAAACUUGGUCGAUUAGUAACGAUGGCAGAGUACGAAGGCUUUGGAGAAGAUGGUGAAGAGGUCUGAGAAGGAGGAAGAAUCAGCUCCUCCGGAGCCGACAUCACAAAAGGAACGGCGGCUGGAGCCACCGAGAACGUUUGAGUAGGGCUUACGCAAGGAAAUCCUAAAUCGCCUUUGGAAUCGUCUGUCCACGUCAGCUUUUUAGUCUCUCAAUCUCCCCCAAUUUUAUUGUUUUCUUCAAGAAGAAAGUUGCAAUUCUUGUUUAGAGAUUUUAGGUUGCGAGGUCUAGGGUUAGAAAUGGUCGUGAAAAUUACUAUUCCUUGUGAGAAUUGGGGAAAUUAUUCUGUGAGGUUUGAUUUUAAAGUCGUUCUGUGAGGUUUAUGCGAGUCCUAGGGUUAGAAAUGGUCCUUGUGAGAAUUGGGGUAAUUGGAGGAUCUUGUGUCUCACUCUUAUGAUUGUCUCAACACAAUUAUAUGCAGGUCGAGUAAUCUGAGAAGCCUGAGACUUAAAAGGUGCUCUUAUAUAACAGACGAUGGAUUUGUGGAAGCAGUUGUGAAGCUUCCACUGCUUGAAGACCUCGAGGUGUCAUACGGCUCAUUGCUAGGAGAGUCUCUGAAAGUUAUAGGCUAGUCUUGCCCGAAUAUGAAGACAUUGAAGCUAAACAGGCAUCCUCAAAAAGAGAAUGACGAUGACGCUCUAGCGAUCGCUGAAACAAUGCCUGGACUUCUCCAUCUCCAGAUGUUUGGGAACGGGUUAUCAGACACCGGGUUAAACGCCAUUCUUGAAAAUUGUCCAAACCUGGAGCAUCUUGAUUUACGCAGGUGUUUCAAUGUUAACCUUGUUGGUGAUCUGCAGAAACGGUGUUGUGAGAGGGUCAAAGUUGUGAGACACCCUAAUGAUUCGACUCAUGAUUACCCAUUUGAUGCUUCGUUUAUUGACAUGGGUUCAUCGGAUAAUGAAUAUCCUUAUGGCUUCUCUGAUAUUGAUCUGAUGUCGGAUCAUGAGUAUGACGAUUUCUAUGACCUCUCUGGUGCUAGUGACCAUUCUGAAGAUGACCCGUUUGAUUACUACGAUGACAUGCUUUUCUAGAUGCACCAGAUUCAAGCAGGCGAAAUCUUUUCAAACUCGUUUAUGACUUCUUUUUAAGUAUGCUCAUAGAUUUGUCCUUGUGGUAUGUAACCUUUAGUAGUGAUGUCUUUUUCUGUUCGUCUUUGUAAGACUUCUAAACUCGAGGAAAGUUUCAAAGAUGGUGAUUUGAUCA